CACUUUGGUAAAUAUUUGCGACUAGUUUAAACACGGUUGUAAGUAUUUUUGUUGGUGUUGUUGUAGAGGAUUCGAAACUCGUAGGUUCGAAAACUUCGUGCAGGCUGAAGACUGUGAUAACAACUCGUAACCUGAAUUAGGCGGCUCCGUGGCAGGAUGGCGCAGCUGGACGGACUUGUGAAUCGGCUGGAGAAGGUGACCGCUCGGCUGGAGAAGGUGGCGCUCCACUCCGGUGUGGCAGGAGGAGGCGCCGGCGGUGUCGGCACAGCUGACGCACCCUACGUGGUGGCGUUUGACGCGAUCUUGAACGGGCCGGUGCACGAGUACAUACGGCUGAGCAAGGAAAUCGGCAGCGACGUGGAAAAGCACGCGGAGCUCGUCAACGGUUCAUUCCUGGCAGAGCGCAGCUUCCUGGUUGUGGCCUCCAAGCACAAUCAACCCUCGGAUGAGGAGUUGAAGAAGCUGCUGGAGCCCAUCUGCGAUCAGAUCCAGGCGAUCCAGGCAUUCCGUGAGGCGAACCGCGCCAGCAAGCUCUUCAACCACCUGUCGGCCGUCAGCGAGAGCAUCCCUGCGCUGGGCUGGGUGUCCGUGUCCCCCAAGCCCGGUCCCUAUGUGAAGGAGUUGAACGAUGCCGGGACGUUUUAUACCAACCGCGUGCUCAAGGACUACAAGGACAGCGACAAGAAUCACGUGAACUGGGCACGGGCAUACAGCAAUAUUUGGACGCAGCUCCAGGCCUACAUCAAGGAGCACCACACCACUGGCGUGAGCUGGAACAAGUCUGGGAGCCAGGCGACGGCCGCCGCAUUGCCGUCCUGCCCGUCGGCUCCCCGUCCGGUGGCGUCGGGCCCCCCGCCACCCCCGCCCCCGGGCCCACCGCCCCCCCCCGGACUCACCACGGCCCCCAGCGGCGGCGCCGGCGACGCGGCCAGCUCGCGAUCGGAGCUCUUUGCUCAAAUCAACCAAGGGGAGCACAUCGCUAGCGGCCUGAAGCACGUCUCGGACGACCAGAAGACUCACAAGAACCCGACCCUGCGCACUCAGGCGCCAGCAGCCGCCGCCCCCAGCCACUCUGGGCCCAAGCCAUUCACCACGCCCAAGCCGGGCGCAGCCGGCGCCGGGAGGGCAGCCGUUGCCGGGGCGAGUCCGGCUGGCGCCGCAGCCAAGAAGCGGCCGCCGGUGCUGGAGCUUGAUGGCAAGAAGUGGAGAGUGGAGUACCACGACAACGCAAGCAACUUGGUGUUGAAGGACACGGAGCUGAAGCAGGUGGCGUACAUCUUCCAGUGCAACAACAGCACGGUGAACAUCAAGGGCAAGAUCAACUCCAUCACCGUCGAUUCCUGCAAGAAGCUGGGCCUGGUGUUUGACGACGUUGUGGGGAUCGUGGAACUCAUCAACUGCAAGAGCGUGCAAGUGCAGGUCCUGGGCAAGGUCCCAACCAUAUCUGUCAACAAGACGGACGGCUGCCAGAUCUAUCUGAGCAAGGACUCGUUGAGCUGCGAGAUCGUGAGCGCCAAGUCGUCGGAGAUGAACGUGCUCAUCCCACACGACAAGGACUUUAAAGAGUUCCCGAUCCCGGAGCAGUUCAAGACCGUGUGGAAUGGCAAGAAGCUGGAGACGGUGGCUACGGAGAUUGCUGGAUAAGCCCCCUGUCUCCGGGUGGCAUGUGCCGCUCCCCCCAAACCCAGCAGUGAUCCCAACCAGCCAACAACCCACGGGGCGGCCAGUACACACAUGGCAAUUCGCACCAACUCUGCCCCGCGCAAGCAAAGUAGUGGAAAAAAAAAGACCUAAAUCUACCGUACGAUCCUAUGGAAUAUAGAACACUUCCAAGCAGGAUUUAAUUAAUUGAGAGAAGCCGAGAUUUAAAAAAAAUGUUCAAAAGUAUAAUGUUUUUGACGUGAUUGUUUGGAUUUGUUUUCUUUCUGUUUUUCUCCUGAAUUUGAAACAGGUAAAAAAAAAAGCAUAAUGCACGUGGCUUUUGUCGGGUGGAGUUGGUGCUAAUGCCCUGAACCCAUUGGCGCUUCCGAUGGGAAUAAAAAUCACACCUCGGGGAGAGAUUAACCUUGGCACUCCAUAUUGUAAUCGUGCAUCAAGAAUAUUUUUGCAGGCAAACCGGAUGCUUAUAUUGCACUUUCUGGAUUGCUGCUUUGGUCGAUAUAUUUUUUCUACUUUUGCUAGGUUACUGCUCCGAUAGAUCCCUGGACCUCAUCAGAUGUGUCAACUAACUUGAAUGUCUGCUUUUCUAGCGCGAUACGAUUGUGUGGAAUUAUAAGACCGUUCGGGCUAUAUGCCACUUGUGAUGACUUCGAUGCAUUUUCCACGUUGGCCAAGGUGGUGUCACCUUUUGAAAUCAAAGUCCCCGCUUCAUUCCUCAAUUAAAUUCUUCGUUACGUAAUGGAAACAUUCCUUGAAGAUUGAUUCCCGUUGAAAAUCGUGUUCUCCCCCCCCCCCCCCCCCCCCCAGUUUUUGUCGUACAAUCGCACAAAAUAUAAAUAUAUAUUGACUUGCCAAAUAUUUUAAUGAGUUUUCAUACUGCCAAGUCUAUGAACCAACUUGAUUGUUUUUCGGGUCAGAGGUACAAAUAGUCCAAUUCAACCAUUUUGCGUAUUCUUAUUGUUGUUGCCUGUUCACUUCAUUUGCUUUCACUUUAAAAGUCUGCCCAGACGGACUCGCCCUCUGCAUCUUUGUCAACGUGUCGCCACUUAAGUCUGCGGAGAACGGACAUUCCGCUAAAUCGACCGCCUCCUGCGCCCAAUUUAUUUUGUGUGUGUGUGUAAAAUAAUAAUCAAUUUCAUUAUGACGGGCACCGAAUUAGUGCAGGAGCUUGAAUAUGGUACCGUUUGCCAGACCGCCGGAAAAUUGAUUGUGUGUUUUUUUUUAUAAUCGGUUCUCACCGGGGUUUUUUUUUGGUUAGUGUCACUGCUGAGCUUUGGCCAAGUUUUGUCUCCUCCCAUUUCAUUUUGCCGACACUUCGUUAUUUUCUCACCGUCAUCGAUUUGUUAAGAUUUCUCCUCUUGAUCGCCGUUUGCUAAACGUCGCUUUCUUUUUGUGGCUGUUGCGAUUUUUGCUUUAGCUUCACUGGCUACUGCUGGCUUCUUAAAAAUAAAAAAGCACCGUUCAUUUAGCGAAAGACGUAGAAAACUAGAACGUUUCCUUCGUGACGACGACAGUCGCGAGACUUAUCACUGACCUGACCCCAUAUUGCGCUAAAUCAUGUGUUACCCUUUAGUGGCAAUAACGCAGCACGGAUCGGAAUGUAAUCUGCGUCAGCGUCGCGUACGGGCAGCACUUAUUAAAGCCGUCUCCUGCGAAGACGCCCGCUGUACGUAGGGGGACCCCCCCCCCCCAACACACGCUGUACGCGCCUGUGUGACCUUCGGAAAGGAGUGCCAUCGACUUGUCAUCGGCAGCAGAACCUUCACGGUGGCAAGUUGUGUGCGCGUUGGUCUGUCUAGAUGUUAAAAUUGGUUAAGGAUCCACACGCAAGAAUGCAUGGGAAAUCAAUCGGCCGGGCGCCCUACCUCCAAUGUUGCAUCAAGUGAACUCGUGGGUGUUUUUUUUGUGUCUAUCGUCACAAUGAUUAUGACCGAUGCACAUCCACGGCUUGCUACCUAGCCUAGCUACCGGCUGGCAAUCCCGUGUCCACGCGAGUUCGCCGUAUACAACCAAGCCCCCCCCCCCCCCGUCUUUCCCCGUUCAGAGUUGGGCUUCUUGGGCUCUCCAUCUUAAGACCUCAUCCGCUGCCUCUCCCUCGCUGCCCCGGGGGACUGAGGCGGUUGGUUGGGGCGGGGGGGGUGCACCACCGCCGCGUGACAGGUGCACGCGCGGCGCAUUACCCAAUUUACAUGCAAAUGAACGAGAGUUGCGCGCGGUGUAACAUGGUGGGUGGCGGGGUGCGAGUUUGCUAGCCGUGGUGAGAGCGUGACGGCUGGAAGCUUUGGGAGAGCAUGCGGGUUUUGGCAGAUGGUUCGCUCCUAUCCGUCGUGUGUAGUGGUGGAGCGGUGGGGGUACGGGAGCUGGUGUGCGGUGGGGGUUGGCGGUGGUUGAAUGCGUUGGUGCGGUAUAGCUUUUACGGGCCUUUCCCCACGAAAUGUGGCGGCGUUUGGACAUGGUGUGGCGGGGGGGGGCGCGGUGUUUGUCCAAAGUGUGGUUACUCUUGGGAAUUAUGUACUUUGCAACAUUAAAGUGGCAGUAACAAUU
Messenger RNA from Petromyzon marinus (sea lamprey), 4203 nucleotides. The record is from RefSeq and is a predicted model, not a curated record. NCBI's taxonomy places the organism in Eukaryota, Metazoa, Chordata, Hyperoartia, Petromyzontiformes, Petromyzontidae.